AUGGCCGAACAUGGAAGACAGGUAGUGGGUGGUCAAGGAUUUCCAGAGAGAAGAUUGUGGGAUGAAUAUCAAAUGUCAAUGGGGACAGUCCAAAUUAUUAUUAUUUUCAGGGUAGCUUCCCAUACUGUCCACUCCUGUGGGCACUGGCCGUUGAACUUGCGUUUGGGAGGGGAUAGCUUAGAGGCUCUAAUCAAACAUAAAUGCACCAGAAGCAUUAAUGCGCUUCCAACCAGAGGUGUUAGGUGCAGAAGAAGCUGUGUAGGUUACACCAUCCAGCAGCUUCAGAGAAAGACAAGUGGUGCAGCUCAAAUACUUUCUGUUGAAUCUGCGAGUCCAACACGCCUAAGCCUUUUUGCAGUUUCUGAAAACAUAGAAGACAGGAUCGCCAUAGAGAGCAUAUUCCGCCGGAGGAAACGGCCUAAAAUGGAACAGAGUUUGUCGAAGAACCUUUUGAGGACAGUUUUUAUUCAAAGAGCAUGCCAAACACAGGAGAGAAUCAACGUGUUCACGACAGUAGCUCGACAUAUGACGGAGCGUAAUCACUACAGGCGCAUGCUACAAGACGAUUUGACUGUAUUCGGAAGUGAG
Molecule: messenger RNA, 588 nt
Organism: Phycomyces blakesleeanus NRRL 1555(-)
Lineage: Eukaryota; Fungi; Mucoromycota; Mucoromycetes; Mucorales; Phycomycetaceae
Exons: 3
Source: RefSeq, a predicted model, not a curated record